Messenger RNA from Parnassius apollo (apollo), 1176 nucleotides. The record is from the annotation of a GenBank genome assembly. Lineage: Eukaryota; Metazoa; Arthropoda; Insecta; Lepidoptera; Papilionidae.
AUGAUGUCAAGAGGAAAAAAACUAGUAUCUUUAGUGGCCGUAAAUUGUGAAAAGGUUUCUGAAAAUGAACAAAGUUCACAUGCAGGCCUGGUAGAUAUUCAAGAAAUUCAAUCUACAUCUUAUAACAACGCGGAUGCUAUAGACUUUCAUCAUUCACAAAUUCAUGAUGGUCCGGGUAACGAAACGUUCUUCAAUAGUCUCAUUAAAUCUACGGCAUGCUGUUCUAAAUACCAAAAAGGCGAAGAUUCUGAUGAUAAUGUUGAAACAGAAUUGGAAAGUUUAUUUGGAGAUGUUUUCGAUGCUGACGACCCAACUUAUCGCCUGCCAAUUUUCUCUCACCAACUGGAAAACGAAAAUUCCAACAAUCUUGUAACAUUAGAAGAUUUACUAGGAAACAAAGAAAAUUUUAAUGCUGAAAAGUUUGAUGUCGAGCACAUACAGAACAAUAUUGAAGUUUUUGACCAAGGUUAUGAACAACAUCGCGAAAUUACAGCUAUAAUUGAAGAUAUUUUGGAUGAGGUUUUUAAAAAAGCUUGGUUACUUAUUGAACCGUUAAAAAGAUGGCGAAAAUCAGACCCAAGCAGUUGGGCUCGUAAUGUAGUUAAGAAAAAGACAAGCAGAUGGAAAGAUCAAUGCUUAAUAUGCACUAAUUAUGCUAAAGCAGAUACAGAGAAAAAAAGAGAACUUGAAGAUGACUACCUAGCUCACCAAGAAAGAAAGAAAAUUUGCAAUCGAGAAAAAGAGAAGGAUAAAGUUAGAUCAAACACAGAUGAGCAUUUUAGCUCUGUAACAUUUGAUUUGCAAGCAGUACUUCAAAUACCUGCCAGCGACGUAGACACUUGUGGUGGCCAAAACCGAAACCAAUUUGUGGCUGCUUUGCUUCUUUGGGCAGUCCAAAAAAUUGACCACCUUAAAGUCAUAGAACAAAAGUUUUUAGAAUCUGGGCACACGCAAAUGGAAGCAGAUUCUAUGCACAGUAGUAUAGAAUUUGCAAAAAAAAAUACCUCUGUUUUUUCCAUGAUGGAAUGGAUUUCUAUUUUCAAACGUGCUAGACGCAGGCAAAGUAUUAAAAUUGAUGGUAAGAAAAUGACAAGAGAACCAUACCAUGUAAAAGAAUUUAAGUAUGAUGAGUUCCUUGACCUGAAGCACCUUGCAGGUGAGAUUAUGAAAAAAUAG